GUUGGGAAGAUUGCCUUAAAGAUGAUCCUCAUUCAUUUCCAAGAACAAGCCAAAAUUGCUAACUUUUUCAGCAGUGAAGCAUCCUGCAAGAAACGAGAAGAUUAUUUGGAAUGGCCUGAAUAUUUUAUGGCAGUAGCGUUUUUGUCAGCACAAAGAAGCAAGGAUCCAAGUUCUCAGGUUGGUGCCUGCAUUGUAAAUUCAGAAAACAAGAUUGUUGGAAUUGGAUAUAAUGGGAUGCCUAAUGGCUGCAGUGAUGAUGUAUUACCCUGGACAAGAACAGCAGCACACAGGCUAGACACAAAAUAUCCUUAUGUGUGCCAUGCCGAAUUGAAUGCCAUCAUGAACAAAAACUCAGCUGAUGUGAAAGGCUGCAGCAUGUAUGUUGCCUUAUUUCCAUGUAAUGAAUGUGCAAAACUCAUCAUCCAGGCAGGCAUAAAGGAAGUUAUUUUUAUGUCUGACAAAUACCAUGACACUAUGGAAAUGACAGCUGCACGGCGGAUGUUUGAUUUAGCAGGUAUUAUAUACAGGGAAUUCAAGCCAAAGUGUAACAAGAUCAUCAUCGACUUUGAUUCAAUUAACAGCAGACCAAAUCAAAAGCUUCUGUGAAUUAAGUCUCAUUAAGUCUCUAGAAGAGUGUGAUUAUCCUUUUCUAAAAAGCUGCUAAUGCCUUUCAUCUUGAAGUUACUUGCAACUUUUUAAUGGCUUCUGUAGCUAAAGUAGACUUCUAAGAAAUCCAAGGCAUAAAAUGUCCUCCUCACUUCAUCUUGUCACGUGAAAUCUAAAUCUCUUUACAUUUUUUUAGCACCUUUAUCAAAACUGCUUAAAAAGUCUAGAGACAUGUUGAUGAGACAACAUAAUGUAUGUAAAGAAAACUGUUCUGAUUCUUGCUCUAUUCAUCACCACAUGCUCUGAUAGGCUGUCAGCAUUGAUUUAGACUGAGUUUAACAGUAGUACUUAUUGUAACUGGUAGUAUAUUGGAAUACACUAAUAUCUGUUGAUCUCUCUGUUGCAUGUGAGGAUCUAAAUACUUGAUCCUAAUAAAGGACAAAAAAAUGUUUUCCUUCCAACUAGCAUAACACU
Molecule: messenger RNA, 1080 nt
Organism: Nestor notabilis (Kea)
Lineage: Eukaryota; Metazoa; Chordata; Aves; Psittaciformes; Psittacidae
Gene: DCTD
Product: dCMP deaminase
Exons: 6
Biological process (GO): dUMP biosynthetic process; dTMP biosynthetic process
Cellular component (GO): cytoplasm
Molecular function (GO): dCMP deaminase activity; zinc ion binding
Source: RefSeq, a predicted model, not a curated record